UAGAGUCUGUGAUGGCAGUAUGGUGUGUGAAGGUUAAUGUUAGGUAAAACGUUAGUACAGUUCUUAAAAUUAUAUUGGAAUUUAACAAAACGGAGCGUUUAACCAGCGUUUACAGAGUGUUUGACUAAGAGCGGUGUGAACUUCCUGAACAGCUGCGGACUCAGCAGUCAUGGCCGGUCUGUCCAGCUACGCCGUGCGCAUGGCCAGACUGAGCGCACAGAUCUUCGGGGAGGUUGUGCGUCCGACAGACUCCAAAUCUAUGAAGGUGGUGCAGCUGUUCAAAGAGACUCCUCUGGCCAAGACAAAGGAGGUGUAUGACUGGUACCCACAGCACAAGAUUUACUACGCCUUGACCCAGAAGCUCAGGUUCAUGGGACUGUUCAGAGAUGAGCACGAAGACUUCAAGGAGGAGAUGCGUCGCCUGAGGAAACUGAGAGGAAAAGGAAAACCAAAGAAAGGAGAAGGGAAGAGAGCGACCAAGAAGAAAUGAGCUGCUUAUUUUUUUGUUUUUCUGGAGGCAGACAGCAUCGGACUGUAUACACCAUCUCUGCAGAGGGUUGUUAAUCCUGGGAGAAUUCCAUUGGUUUGGUCAGGACUGUCCUGCUGCUUUGUCAGGAGCUUUUCUGUGACGGGUGUAUCAAAGUGAAUUCCAUCCUUUUAUUGUUUGAUGUUCGAUCUCUUGUAUUUAAGUUACAGAAGGUGAAACAGUAUGGAGUCCCAAACAGCCAGUCAAAUACUAAUAUGUGACUUUUAUGUUCUAAAACAAGCUGAUGAUAAUACUGUAAGCAUCUGAGAGCCAAUGACCAUGUCUUUUUUAGAUUCAUGGAUUAAUAACAAAUGUUAUUACUACUAUUUCUACUGCAGGUAUACUGUACCUCGUGUCAGCUCUGUUAGCUGGUGUUAGCUUAACUGUUAUUGGAGUGGUUGCAAAAUGAUUUUAAGAACCAGACAUGUUUCACAUUUUCAAAAUAAAAUCAAUGUGAGGAAUGUGCAGAGUGUUACAAAGCUCUUUGUGCCUGCUAUUCAGAAACACUGCAGCGAAACCACAACACAGUACACAGAUGUUAGUUAUGACUCAUUUAUUUAAUAUGGUAUUGUGAAAAUUUGGCAUCACUGAUGUUUACAAAGUCUUGUGUCAGCUGUGGAUCCCUGUAGUUCCCAAAACUCUGCACUGGGUCACCACUGACAGGUACAGUACAGGACAGAAAAGAAUAUAAUUCAGAAAAAAACUUUUGAUGUGACUUCUACUGCCUAUCAAACAGAUCUUGAAUUCAGUUUUUGUAGACUUGUCAGAGUAAAACUAAAGUACAAUAUUAACUGAGACAGGUCUUGCACUAUCAGUUGGUCUCUGUGCCCUGUCUUGUGCAUAGAUGGUCAAAAUAAUAAUUUUGAUCAUAUCUGUUAGUAUGGGCAGCAUAAUGUUAUAGUAAAUGAUCAGGUUCUAGCUCCACCUACAGGAAGGUUGCAGACUGCAACUUGAAGUAUGCAAUAAAUGGUUACCAAGUCCCCAGGGAGCUUGUUGUUUGAUUUGAGUACUGUUAAUUGUUUUUCUUUUGUUCCAAUAUAAGAUUGCUGAUUA
Molecule: messenger RNA, 1579 nt
Organism: Epinephelus fuscoguttatus (brown-marbled grouper)
Lineage: Eukaryota; Metazoa; Chordata; Actinopteri; Perciformes; Serranidae
Gene: mrps33
Product: mitochondrial ribosomal protein S33
Exons: 3
Coding region: 170-490 (106 amino acids)
Cellular component (GO): mitochondrion
Source: RefSeq, a predicted model, not a curated record